AUGGCUUCUCCUCAGCAGAUCCGCACUCCCAUCACCGACAUGUUCGGCAUCAAGCACCCCGUCAUCCUCGCAGGCAUGAAUGUGGCGGCCGGUCCCCGUCUGGCCGCUGCCGUCUCUAACGCCGGUGGCCUCGGCGUCAUCGGCGGUGUCGGAUACACGCCCGAGAUGCUCAGAGAGCAGGUCAGCGAGCUCAAGGAGCAUCUCGCUGAUCCCAACCUUCCCUUUGGCGUUGAUCUUCUCAUCCCUCAAGUUGGAGGUAGCGCCCGCAAGACCAACUACGAUUACACAAAGGGUAAGCUGAACGAGCUGGUCGACGCCAUCAUCGAGUCCGGAGCCAAGCUGUUCGUGUCGGCCGUGGGCGUGCCACCCAAGGACGUGGUCGACAAGCUCCACCGCCACGGCAUCUUCUACAUGAACAUGGUGGGUCACGUCAAGCACGUGCGCAAGUGUGUCGACCUGGGCGUGGACAUCAUCUGCGCGCAGGGCGGCGAGGGCGGCGGCCACACGGGCGACAUACCCACGACGGUCCUGAUACCCGCCUGCGUCGCCGAGUGCGCCAAGGCCAAGUCCCCCCUCACCGGCGGGCCCGUCCAGGUCAUCGCCGCCGGAGGCAUCCACAACGGCCAGCUCCUGGCCGCCUCGCUCAUGAUGGGCGCCGGGGCCGUCUGGGUCGGCACCCGGUUCAUCCUGACGGACGAGGCCGGCGCCCCUCAGGCCCACAAGGACGCCGUCCGCACCGCCGGCCACGACGACAACGUCCGCACGAUCAUCUUCACCGGCAGGCCCAUGCGCGUCCGCAACAACGAGUACAUCAACGACUGGGAGACGAACCGCGUGCAGGAGAUGAAGGACCUAGCCGCCAAAGGUGUCAUCCCCUACGAGGCCGACCUCGACAAGCUCAUGGCCGGCGAAGAGGAUGGCAACGGGGACGAUCAGAGCAAGAGCGGAGCCGGUGGCAAGAAGCCCAACCUCAUCACCACCGCCGCCGCCGACGAUGACGACGACGAGGACCCCUUUGAGAAGUACCGUCCCUUCCUCAUGGGUAAGGCCGCCGCCGUCGUCAACGAGCAGAAGCCCGCCAAGGUCGUCGUCGAUGAGUUCGUCAAUGAUGCCGUUGCUGCUAUAAAGAAGGGUAACAAGAUGGUUGCCAAGCUGUAG
Messenger RNA from Geosmithia morbida, 1158 nucleotides. Its product is annotated as NAD(P)H-dependent flavin oxidoreductase YrpB, nitropropane dioxygenase family. The record is from RefSeq and is a predicted model, not a curated record. The transcript has 3 exons. The coding region runs from base 1 to 1158 and encodes 385 amino acids. Gene Ontology annotation, molecular function: nitronate monooxygenase activity. NCBI's taxonomy places the organism in Eukaryota, Fungi, Ascomycota, Sordariomycetes, Hypocreales, Bionectriaceae.